Messenger RNA from Pygocentrus nattereri (red-bellied piranha), 3998 nucleotides. It is a transcript of the gene smoc1, whose product is annotated as SPARC related modular calcium binding 1. The coding region runs from base 290 to 1828 and encodes 512 amino acids. NCBI's taxonomy places the organism in Eukaryota, Metazoa, Chordata, Actinopteri, Characiformes, Serrasalmidae. The record is from RefSeq and is a predicted model, not a curated record. The transcript has 15 exons. Gene Ontology annotation, molecular function: extracellular matrix binding; protein binding; heparin binding. Gene Ontology annotation, biological process: extracellular matrix organization. Gene Ontology annotation, cellular component: basement membrane.
UAUUCAACCUGUAGCGAUCGCAAGGACCGUAUGAGCUCAUUCAGUGGAUAAAGUUUACUGUGGCGAUCAGCAGCGCGUGAGUGAGCGGCUCCUGGCACUAUGUGAAUAUCCAGCACUAUAUACACAGAGAAAAGGUCACCGAGGACGAAUUCUGAGCAAGACAGCGCAAUUUUUGGAUUUUUUUUUUCUGUCUUUGCAUUUUCCCUUUUUUAUUUUUGGAACUUUUUUGGAAGUGACAAUUAGGUAUUCUGCUCGUGCACAAGAGCGAGCGCGCGGCGAGACAGGCGACAUGGUUCUCCAUCAUUUCCUCCUGUUCGUCUUUUUGGGCACUUUUGCGCUGGUUUCGCUGCCACGGACCUCCGCACAGAAAUCCAAUGGCUCGCGGUGGCUGAUUGGAGACAGAGAGAGCCAGUGUGGGAUCAUCUGCCCCAAAACACACAGCAAACCUGUGUGUGGCUCAGAUGGACGCAGUUAUGAUACUAACUGUGACCUGCAGAGGGCAAAAUGCAAAGACCGCACUCUCACACUAGCCUACAGGGGCCGAUGCAGAGGUAAAAAUUGGCCACGGAUCGACCAGCCUCCAAUGCUUCCUGCUCCAACACUGUCUUCAGAGGGUAAAGAACUGGAGCUUAAAGACGCGGGCCAGUCAAAGUGCCGGGUGGAGAGGAGCCAGGCUCUGGAGCAAGCCAAAAGACCCCAGGAGUCCAUCUUCAUCCCAGAGUGCAAUGAGGAUGGGACAUUCGCCCAGGUCCAGUGCCACACUCUUACAGGCUACUGCUGGUGUGUGACCACAGAUGGCAAGCCUGUCAGUGGGUCCUCGGUGCACAACAAGACUCCAGUGUGCUCAGGAAACUUCCGUGAAUUUAUGGCAACUCAUGCUGGGACAAAUGGAUUGACAGGUUCAGUAACUGAUAAACCCCCAGGACCCCCUAGCUCUGGCAGAAAAGUCUCUUUCCAUUUCUUUCUGACUCUCAAUCCAGAUGACGGCUCCAAACCCACACCCACCAUGGAGACCCAUGUUCUCUCAGAGGGGGAUGAAAUCACUGCCCCUACGCUGUGGAUCAAGCAGCUGAUUUACAAAGAGAAACAGAACAGCUCCAGCAGCAGAAGGCCAGAGAAAGUUCCCUCUUGUGACCAGGAGAGACAGAGUGCACUGGAUGAGGCUCGAAUCAACCCACGAGAGGCCAUUUUCAUUCCGGACUGUGGGCCUCUGGGCCUGUACAAGCCUGUCCAGUGCCACCAGUCCACUGGUUACUGCUGGUGCGUGUUGGUGGACACAGGACGGCCCAUACCUGGAACCUCAGCCAGAUAUAAGAAGCCAGAAUGUGACAGUGCAGCCCGGUCCCGGAUGUCCGAGAUGGAGGAUCCAUUCAGAGACAGAGACCUGACAGGCUGUCCAGAGGGAAAGAAGCUAGAAUUCAUAACCAGCUUGUUGGAUGCCCUCACAACAGACAUGGUACAGGCCAUUAACUCGCCAACUCCCUCUGGUGGUGGGAGAUUUGUGGAGCCUGACCCCAGCCACACGCUGGAGGAGCGGGUAGUGCACUGGUACUUCGCUCAGCUGGACAACAAUGGUAGCCAUGACAUCAACAAAAAGGAGAUGAAGCCCUUCAAGCGUUACGUGAAAAAGAAAGCCAAGCCCAAGCGAUGUGCUCGCAAGUUCACAGAUUACUGCGAUCUCAAUAAGGACAAGACCAUCUCUCUGCAAGAGCUGAAAGGAUGCCUUGGGGUCAAUAAAGAAGGUACUACAACAAGCAGCAACACCAGCAGCACCAGCAGUCAGGGGACAAGGCAAGGGACGAAUUUGUUCAUAGGUCGUCUGGUGUGAGGACCCAAGCAUCCAGAAGAUGAGCCAAGAACUGACGGCACAGAGGGAAGGCAUCUGCUCGCGACUUGAACAGAAAGAGAGAAUUUUUGGAGUGAAAAAAAAAAGAAAAAAAGAGGUUCCUAAAGAAAACAAUGAAAUGAUAACAUGGAGCCAAAAUAUUUGCACUUUCUUCUCCCAUUGGUAGACAUUUUCUCUGUCUCUAGUUGUGUUGUAAACAAUUUAUGAAUAUGACAAUUUUUGUGUAAGUUGACAAAACUUUGUGUAAUAUGGCACUCGUACAUGUGACUGACUACCUGCUUCAAAAACGCAACUUCUUUUAUUCUUAUGUUUAUUAAAGAAAACUAAACUCACAGCAAGUUCUAGUCAGUAUUAUACAGUACAGAAAUACAUAACAUUCAAGUCAUUAGUCAUUAACAUUCCAUGUAGUCUGUUGAAAUUAGGGUCCAGCAGUUGGUUUCUUAGGGCUUUUCAGUAAUAGAUCCACGUGGCCAGUUUGUUAUAUGAUGUCUUUUUCAUUUUUAUUUUGUUGCAUAACUAGUAGAGCAUUUUUGGUGGUCAUAAACUGAACAAAAAAUGGUUUAUCAUCACUCAUUCAAUAUGGUUUGACUGAAGUACAUCUUAUGUCUCCUUAAGUGGUCGGGACAUGCAACCUAAAACUUUUUUAGUAGUUGCAGGUUCAGAUUGAAUCACAUUAUAAUUAAUCGUCCCAGUGUUACAAAAGAUGAUUUGGUCUGCUAUACCCUGUUUUGUAGGUUAUUUUCUAGGUGUAUUGGUCCAUCUUUUUUUCUUCAAGAUAAUAAGGUAACGUAACAUACAAUAUGAGACUGUUGUUUCAUCUAUUUCUGGAAUUUCUGCUACAAUCUAAUGCAAAGGUUUUGGCACAACUGCUCAAAUGACAUGUUUUGUUGAUUUUCUAAGUGGAAAUAAGUGAACACAUCCUCUACAGAGAACACACUUCUGCACAUUUUAAUGCACAACUACUGCUUAUUUGACCAAUUUAAUAUACUGGAGGGAAAGUGAGGCAUAAAAUGUGGCCAUCUGUUUUAUAUUAUUAUUAUUAUUGAAAAUAUUUCAAAAUCAUCAAAUAAAUAGAAAUUGUGUACUAAAUGUGCAGGAAAAUGUAGAGAAUGUGUGCAUACGACUAUGUUGAUUCAUAUACAAGUAAUUACACUGAUCUGUGGUUAUAAAAUUAAAAGUAAUGGUUCUAUACUUUCCUACUUUACUAGAAAAAAAACUUUACAUUACCAUACAUAUGGUUAAAAAUGAAUGGCUAUGAAGGUAAUGACGUUAUGAUAUUGUCAUAGAGCUACAGUGCUUUUGCUUAGACUGGGAUGUGCUAUGAACUGUAGUGAAACUUAGGAGAGAUGCCUGAUGAUCUUUUGGUUCCCAUAUGUGCCCAACAAAUACAGACUGAAAACGUUUUAUGCUCAGCCAGUCUGUACCCAAGAUCAGCCCUGCAAGAGAGAGCACGGUUAUAGCCCUGUGCUCAUGUCUGACCUGUCACCAAUGGAUGGGUGGAUCUACACCAGAGUAGAUUCAACUCACCCUUUGAUGUGUUAUUUUUCAAUUAUAGUUGAAAUUCUCUUUUAUUCAUUUUCAGUCUUGAUGGAACUAAAUCACAAACAUAUUUUGAUAGUAAAAUCCCCAUAUCAGUACUUGGUGAAAGAGUAAUAAUAAUAAUAAUAAUAAUAACAACAAUAAUAAUAAUAAUAAUAAUAACCUCCCCAUCACAAAAUCAAGAUGGCAACUAUCCCAGAACCCAGAAAAAUAAAGUCUCCCAACAGUGAUGUGAUUAUCUUUUCUAAUUCAGGAAAGAUGAGGUUUGUUGUUGUUUAUGUUUAUGUAUGUAUGUGUUUGUUGUUGGUUUCCACUGUGCGUAUUUGUUUGUUUAUGGACAUAUCCUUGGACGCCAUUGCUUUGGCUUGUGGAAGAAGAGAAAAAUUGAAACAUUCAAGUUGUAAAUAUGUAUCAUAUGUGCUUUUCGGUCUUUCCUUUUUACAUCAUCAGUCUUGCAACAAUCUUUGGCAAAUUCUAAGUACAGCAUCAGCAUCAUUUAGAGACUUCGAGUUAAUUGUGUAAGUAAAAUGUUUUGCUCUCAUCAUAAAUUUGUUUCAAAGUCUGCACAUCACGUUUAAAUGACUGUCAUUUGAAAAUACACGUUUUAAUGUAA